Molecule: messenger RNA, 2370 nt
Organism: Olea europaea var. sylvestris
Lineage: Eukaryota; Viridiplantae; Streptophyta; Magnoliopsida; Lamiales; Oleaceae
Product: F-box protein SKIP16-like
Exons: 4
Coding region: 209-1405 (398 amino acids)
Molecular function (GO): protein binding
Source: RefSeq, a predicted model, not a curated record
AGAAUAUUUUUACUGUUUCAGCAACAGUCCCAAGAAAAGGCAAGUAUCAGACACAGACAAUUGAGAGUUGAGUUGAGUUACCACUGAUUGAAAGUAUCUUCUGUUUAAAAAAGUCCCCUGAAAGAAAGACGAAAAUACUAUCUCAAACUUGCGAAAUCUGCUGGCGGCAAUUGAUCAGAAACAAUUUAUCAAAAUAAAAGAAAAAAAUAUGGAAUUGGAGAGCGUUGGGGGUCUGGCGAUGCACACAAUACUCUCAAAAUUGGGUCCAUCAGAUGCUGCGUCGGUGAGUUGCGUCGGAAAGAGAUUUCUCGUUUGGGCCUCCGACGACUCCCUUUGGGCCAAAUUCUGUUUCUUUGAUCUUGAGCUCUCUUCGCCUCUUGAUCCCCACGGCAACCCGGCCCCUUCAUUCAAGGCAGCUUAUAAAGCAUGGCGACAAGCAUUUUCUACGUAUCCGUGGCCACUGGUUAUACGAGCUAAACAAUGUUGGAGCAGACUCAAAAGCUGGUUAGCAGUGAACUUUCCAGAGGUUUUGCCCACCCUGCGUGAGGGUGCAUCCGAAGCUGAGAUCACUGAGUUUGAGAAUUCUAUGAAAGUAAAACUGCCUCUUCCUACGAGGCUUCUCUAUCGUUUUUGUGAUGGUCAAGAACUACCAAAUGAAGAGUUCAGUGGAAGCUUCCCUUCAACUUUGUUGGGUAUUAUGGGGGGCUACUCUUUAUAUGAUCAUCUGGUAAAUGUGUUCCUGUUGCCCUUAAGUCAGGUGAUACUUGACACCAAGGGUAUUAUGCAUCACAUGGGAUUCAGCAACAGAUCUGAGUAUAUCGUUGUUGCAGCUUCUGCUACCUACAGUGAAAAGAUUUUCUUCCUGAACUGUCGCACUGGUCAACUUUUUGUUGGUACAAGGAAUCUUGCUGUUGAUGGAGAAAUGCUUCCUUGUGUGCCAGAUACAUUGAUAAGUUCAGUGCAUGAAUCAAAAGGUAGUGAACAACAGGAUGCCAUGCUAUUAUGGCUAGAAGAACAUGGUCGUCGCUUGCACGAUGGCACUAUUAAGGUUCGCCAAGAACGAAAGAUCAGAAGCAUCAAUCUGUUUCCAGAGCAACCUCCCCUAUGUUCCUCCGCUAUAACAAAUGGCGUUAAGGUCCAUGCUUCUGCUGUAUUUGUACCUGAGUUCAGUAACCUUCGCGAUGAAUCAGAGAAGUUUUUGUUUGCUUAUUCUAUCCGCAUGUCUCUUUCCCCUGGUGGAUGUGUCAUCGAAGGAAUGAUGUUCAGUUCUUGCCAGUUGUAUCGGAGACACUGGACCAUACGUGCUAAUGAUGCUGUAGUAUCAAAUGUCAAUGGAGAAGCCGUGAUAGGAAGGCUAACUGGCUACAGUGGAGUUCUUUUCACUCUGGGAAAUGAUGGAGAUUAAUACCUGACGCCUCGGGAAGUAUCUUGUAGGGUGACUUUAUGCAUUUAUUUGAUGCUUAAGUGUAGAUAUUUAUUUUAUUUUCUUGUAAUAAUUAUUAGCAGUUUGAGUGUGUUCCCUAGUCUUGUUAGGACUUCUACUUCUCAAUAUGUCAAUUGUUGAUAACAAUUCUGGCAUUCUAUUAGCAAUUAUUAGACUUUCACUCUCUAUUCUCUUUUCAUCUCCCAAUUCCUGUGUACUCUCUUCCACUGUCCUACAUCAAAAGACCCAGUCAAAGGUAGGAAAACUAUCACUCUAUAUAUCUUAAGACGUUUGGCAGUUAUUUAGUAGACUCAUUGAACAAACACUAAGUUAACUACAUAAUUUGGAACUAUUUGAUCUGGAGGGUUACAUAGCGUAAAUGGCGCAAAGGAUACUGCCUAUAUCUAAAAGAUGAUGAAAUCUCAUUCCUGUCCUGGUUCUUAACAGCUUGCUCAUUCUUAGCUUUCAUGUUGCUUUGACCUGAUUUAAAAAAAGAUCCAGUAACUAAUUUAAGGCGGUGGCAAAUUAUUAUAUUUGAAUAUGCUUCAAGGCUUUUACAGGGGCUUCAUGAAGCAAGUUAAUUUGGCUGUUUCAUUCCAUUCAAUUUGUGCUGACUCCUUGAUAUUCACUAAGGGUGAAGUCUGAAGUACUCACGUCCAGCACAAUAUAUGGUCUAUCAAGAAUGUUGCUAAUUCCUCCUCAGCAUUACAUCGUAUUAGUGAAAUACCUUAUGCAUCAAAUUUUUGGUGUGUAAUUAAGGCUUUCAUAAAAAUUCUUGUAGAAUCGAGUGUUAUAGAUAUUACAUUUGUGGUUUUUGGUUACGAAUAAUAGUGAAGACAGAGAAUGUAGCCAUAUGAACUUAACAAAAAAAGGAUUACUACUUUCACAAGCUUCCGAAGACUAUUUGUUGAGUUGAUGAUGUUGCAUUUUCAGUCUUACAUUACUCU